AUGGCGCGGUGCAUGCCCCUCCUCGCCUCCAUGCUGCUGCUGGCCCUCGCCGGCGUCGCCUCCGCCGACAAGGCCCCCGAGGGCGGCUUCAUCGUCACCGGCCGCGUCUACUGCGACCCCUGCCGCGCCGGCUUCGAGACCAACGUCUCCAAAAACGUCGAAGGGGCGACGGUGGCGAUGGACUGCCGGCCGUUCGGCGGCGGCGAGAGCAAGCUCAAGGCGGAGGCGACGACGGACAACAAGGGGUGGUACAAGAUCGAGAUCGACCAGGACCACCAGGACGAGAUCUGCGAGGUGGUGCUGACCAAGAGCCCCGAUCCGUCGUGCGCCGAGAUCGAGGAGUUCCGCGACCGCGCGCGCGUCCCGCUCACCAGCAACAACGGCAUGAAGCAGCAGGGCACCCGCUUCGCCAACCCCAUCGCCUUCUUCCCCAAGGAGCCGCGCAAGGAGUGCGGCGGCAUCCUCCAGGCCUACGACCUCAAGGACGCACCCGAGAACCCAUGAACCCCAUCCCACAUCCAUAUAGUAGUCUCGCUCUGUUGCUUCCCAUCAUCAUCAUCAUCAUCUCAUGACUCUCCUACGCCCGGCGCCCUCGCCUAGCUACUUCUGUUCCAGCUAUAUGUUUUGUAUAAGAUAAAUUCUAUUAGUAUCUUUUUGUCUCGAAUAAUAAGAUGAUAAAUUGUAUGAUGAUUAAUAUAUAGAGAUCGUAUGUA
This is a messenger RNA of Aegilops tauschii subsp. strangulata, 713 nucleotides long. RefSeq names its product major pollen allergen Lol p 11. Lineage: Eukaryota; Viridiplantae; Streptophyta; Magnoliopsida; Poales; Poaceae. The record is from RefSeq and is a predicted model, not a curated record.